AUGGCCGCCGCGGCGCCCGCGCUUCCCACCUUCCUCCGGCCGCGGCCGCCCCCGCCUUUCCCCUCCUCCACGCCGCCUCUCCACCGUCGCCGCCCCGCUCCGUCUCGUCUGCACCCUGCCCGGCCCGCCGCGCCCCUCUCCCCCGUCUCAGCUGUGGAGAAGACCAAGGGUGCCGCCGCGGCAGCCGACGAGGUCCAGCUGGAGGGGAUGCCUUCCGAGUUCUACGAUGAGGAGUGGCAAGCCAAUCAGCGGGAGAGGACUAAGGAAUGGCAUGCAUAUCGUCAGAAAGAGGAAGCCGAGGAGGAAGCAAAAUCAAGUGAAUACCGAGAGAUUGGGAUGCGUAUGAAAGCAUACCCACAGGAAGAAGUUUGUAAAGCUAGGGUUUUAGUUUCAAGUUUCAUAAGAGCUGGUGAAGAUGUUGAGAAGGUAAUUGAGAAGGCUGCUGAAAGAGGAGAGCUUACCGAGCUUGUUCUCAUGGUCAUUUGGAAUCGACUUGAUGUUGCUCGGCGUGAUGAUGAGAAAGAUGCCAUCAGAAGCCUUGAUCUCUUGUACAGAAGGGUAGAGACUGAGAUUUUAAGAAGUGAAGCAACUCCCGCCAUGAGAUUACUUGAUGAACUUCUGAAUAUUCAUGAUGGCUCUGACGAUGACAAAUGGCUCAAGGCAUGUAGAAAGCACAUGAUUGAAGUUUUUCCAAGAGAGGACCCAUUCACCAUGGUCUUUCCUCCUGGGUUCGACAUGGAAAAAUAUGAUGGGCAGAUCAAGCUGCCUCCCCAGGACGAUGACGUGCUUCUGAGAGUUGACUUUGUGAGGGAAGUCGAUGAGUUGCUGAAAGAAGUUGAAGCUGAGCAAGAAAAGAGUAAGCUGCAAACUGGAUACGACCCAGAGUCUGUUGCGACCAUGUUGAAACAGCAAGAGAAGCUGCGGACUAUAUGUCAAGUGGAAGCUCUCUUGGAGUUGGCAGCCACCCUGAAAUGGUGA
Triticum turgidum subsp. durum (durum wheat) is the source of this 978-nucleotide messenger RNA. Lineage: Eukaryota; Viridiplantae; Streptophyta; Magnoliopsida; Poales; Poaceae. The record is from the annotation of a GenBank genome assembly.